This is a messenger RNA of Akanthomyces muscarius, 426 nucleotides long. RefSeq lists its product as uncharacterized. The coding region runs from base 1 to 426 and encodes 141 amino acids. Lineage: Eukaryota; Fungi; Ascomycota; Sordariomycetes; Hypocreales; Cordycipitaceae. The transcript is spliced from 4 exons. The record is from RefSeq and is a predicted model, not a curated record.
AUGCAACGAAUAAUAAUAUCUACGCCAUCGAUCCAUCCCAUCCACAGUUCGUCCCACGUUGGGCAUCCACCACCGGUGCAGCUCCGAUCCCCGGCCGGCGCUCCCAACCAACCACAGCAUCCUAUUCACCCUCAAGCUUCACAAACCUGUCGCUACGCGCGUUGGUGCACGCGUAUUGUGCGACGACAACGCGCCGCAACACUUUCCGGGACCACAUCCGGAAAAAUGAACCUUGUCGUCGCACAUUCCCAACAUCUCAUCGGGCCUUUUCUUCGUCAACGCCCCCUAUCCCGCCUCGUUGAAUUUGCAUCUCAAAAGUAUAUAAAGGAACAAUGCCCGCUCUCCCAGGUUAUACACCUCUCUCUCCCGCCCUUCCUUGCCUGUUCCAAAUACCCAGUCAACAAAAACGCCAAAAAGAACCGGUGA